Messenger RNA from Chaetura pelagica (chimney swift), 603 nucleotides. It is a transcript of the gene SLC10A4, whose product is annotated as solute carrier family 10, member 4. NCBI's taxonomy places the organism in Eukaryota, Metazoa, Chordata, Aves, Apodiformes, Apodidae. Gene Ontology annotation, biological process: bile acid and bile salt transport. The transcript is spliced from 2 exons. The record is from RefSeq and is a predicted model, not a curated record. Bases 1 to 603 code for a protein of 200 amino acids. Gene Ontology annotation, molecular function: bile acid:sodium symporter activity.
AUGGACAACGUAUCUUACCCUGACAGGAAUACCUGUGUGCCUGCGAGCUUCUCUGCUUCCUCCGCCUGCAUCAACUGCUCUAUAAAGACUUCCCUGUGGUCCCUCUUGGUGACUCUGGUGAUCCUGUUCAUCCUGACUGGGACCAUGCUGGGCCCAGAUCUACUGGCACACAUUCCUGCAUCUGUCUACGUCAUUGCAGUGCUGAUGCCUCUGGCAGGGUAUGCCUUGGGAUACGGCUUAGCCACCAUCUUUAAGAUGCCCCUACACUGCAGAAGAACAGUGUCUUUGGAAACAGGGUGCCAAAACGUCCAGCUCUGCACCGCCAUCCUGAAACUCACCUUCCCCCCGGAGCUGAUAGGGAGCAUGUACAUGUUCCCCUUGCUCUACGCGCUUUUUCAGUCGGCAGAAGCAGGACUCUUCGUGCUGGCCUACAAGAUGUAUGGGAGAGACAGCUACAAACAAGAUGCCCUGGGUGAAGAGGAAGACACCGAUAUUUCCUACAAGAAACUGAAGGAAGAGGAGGUGGCCGAUACUUCGUACGGCACAGUGACCACAGAGGAGCACAACUCCAUUCAGAUGGAGCCGGCGCAGACGGCGCUUUAG